This is a messenger RNA of Quercus robur (English oak), 3033 nucleotides long. Its product is annotated as cyclic nucleotide-gated ion channel 1-like. The record is from RefSeq and is a predicted model, not a curated record. The transcript is spliced from 7 exons. Lineage: Eukaryota; Viridiplantae; Streptophyta; Magnoliopsida; Fagales; Fagaceae. The coding region runs from base 1022 to 2827 and encodes 601 amino acids.
UCUGAAAGAGAUGGGAGUGGAACUUCGAAACGUGAGCUCGCAUUGCUCCGUCGAGAGGCAGCGAUCGUUCGACGGUGAUGAACCUGACGGUGGAGCUGUGGAGGCCGGCGGUGGCUAGUGAAGAUUUUAACAGCCAAGGGUAAAUGGUAUUACACACUAUUUUACACGUCAGUGCAUUCUUAGGUACUCUCGGAGGUACUUUCGGAGUUAGGAGAAAUAAUGUUUCCUCUUCUCACAUGGUGGCUCCAUUAUGAAUUUAAUAAGUGGUGAGAGAAGAGAGCAUCAUUAUCUGUGUUCUAGAAACACUUAAGAAUUACUCGUGGCAUGUGUGUACGAAUGUGUAAAACAGUGUGUAUAUAACAAACACUUCUAGGAAAAAUUUGCUAAAUUGCAUAAUUUUAGGAAAAAUUUGCUAAAUAGCAUCUGACCAAAGUUAUUAGAAUUAUGUUUAAUUUUUUGAGCAAAAGAAUUAUGUUUAAUUAGAUUGGCAUAAUGCUUGGAAACUCGAGUUCCAAAAAGAUGUUACAUAACUAAAUAACUUUUGGCCCUGUGCUUUUUUCCUACAUUAUUUCUAAAAUUAUGCUAUUUGGCAAAAAAUGAUGUGACAUGUAUUUGGGUUUGUAGAUUUGACACUUUGUAUUUCUGACUUGGUGAUGAUGUGUUUAUUUUUUACUUUUUGUCACUUUGUUAUUGGUCCAUUUGAUCAUACUGAUAAUUCAUGGAUGAGCAAUGAUUGAUAAGACAAAGAAAAAGUGAAAAAUUAUUCAAAGAAAGACUUGAGGGUUGACUGUUGGCAAUGAUUCAAUAACUAGAAAUAAUUUAAUGAGAACAGCAAGAGUACCCCUUGUUUAUAACUUGCAUAUGCAUUUGCACACUCUUAAAAUCCUUUGAAAAGCCUGUGAAAUGGCUGCAAGUCAAGUUCAUUAGUUUCAAUCCCAUGUUAUAUAUUUAUAGAUAUAUUGUUUAGUUUGGAGGUUGAUUCUUUAUUUUCUGACAUUGUAUCUUUGAGAAGCUUUAAGUUAUGAGCCUCCGUGGGCAUCGGAAAGAAAAUGGUGUGAGGAAUCAUGAUAAUGAGAGGCAAGUUCUCAUGAAUGAUGGAGUUGAUCCAGGGAAACAAGGAACAAUGAGAAAGACAAUUCUUCAGAAUCUUAAACUAGAGAAUAAGUACCUGCAAAUGUGGAAUAUGAUGUUUGUUGUUUCUUGUACAAUUGCAGUAUCAGUGGAUCCUCUGUUCUUUUAUCUUCCCGUGAUCAAUGAAGAAAACAAGUGCCUAGCAUUGGAUGAUAAAUUAAAAAUUGCAGCUAUUUGUUUGCGAUCAGUCACCGAUAUGGUUUAUGUCAUGAAUAUCAUUUUGCAAUUUCUUUGCCCUUCUAUAGAUGAGGCUCCUCUGAAACUUGGACGAACUGUGUUAGUUACAGAUGCUUGGCGAAUAGCAAAGAGGUACUUGUUGUCCUACUACCUAAUCGACAUUCUUGCUAUUCUUCCCAUCCCACAGGUGGUAGUGCCCAUUAUUUUUUCGGAAAUGAGGGGCUCAGGAUUCUUGAAUAAAAGGAAGUUCCUGAAUGCUGUUGUUCUUUUCCAAUAUGUGCCAAGAGUUCUACGAAUCUACCUAUCAUGGAGGAAACUUAUCAGCACUGACAACAACCUUUCCAGAAUUGUAUGGGUGAAAGCUGCUUUCAAUUUCUUUCUAUAUAUCCUUGCCAGUCAUGUGCUGGGUGCCUUCUGGUAUUUCUUUUCUAUCGAACGAGAGACAGCUUGCUGGCACAUAGCCUGUAGAAAUCAUAUUGGAUGCAAUCAAAGUUCAUUUAACUGUCGUUAUAGUGUAGGAAAUCAAACAUUUUUAAAUGAUUAUUGCUCAGUAGAGACACCAAAUGCUGCAACUCCUUUUAAUUUUGGAAUAUUCAUUGAUGCCAUUAAAUCUGGUACCGUGGCAUCCAAUGAUAUUCCUAAAAAGUUUGCAUACUGUUUCUGGUGGGGCCUGCGAAAUUUGAGUUCUCUUGGUCAAAACCUUCAAACAAGUACUUAUAUCUGGGAAAAUUGCUUCGCUGUUUCGAUUUCAAUCUUCGGCUUUCUGUUGAUUUUGUAUUUCAUUGGAAAUUUGCAGACAUAUAUGCAAUUAGCAACUCAAAGGUCGGAGGAGAUUAUACAAAAGUUGAAAUCUAAAGAACUGGAUGUAAAGUUGUGGAUUCAUAGAAACGAGCUCCCACCUGGUCUAGAAUACGAGAUCAUGCACAACAUUCCACACAUACUAGAAGAAAAGAAAGAUAUUGAUGCAGAGAAGCCACUUCUUCAUCUUCCCAUAGAACUCAAAAGGAAGAUUAAGCACCAUCUUUGUGAGCCUCUUCUAAAGAAAGUGCCAAUGCUUGGUAAAAAAAACCAACUGUUGCAAAUGAUAUGUGACUAUCUCAAGCCAGUGUACUACAAUGAGCACAGCUAUAUUGUUCGGGAGGGAGAACCACUUGAUGCAGCGAUUUUUGUCACGCAAGGCAUUAUAUGGAGCUUCGCAACCAGUAAUGGUGAGGGUACUGUCUCCUCAGGGGCUCAGUGCAUUGAAAAAGGUCAUUUUUAUGGACAAGAUCUUCUAGAUUGGGCUUUGAACGACUCCCCCACAUCACUUGACCUAUCCAAGCUCCCAAUCUCUACAAAAACUGUCAAAACCCAUGCAAAAGUUGAAGGCUUUGCUCUAAUGGCCAACGAUUUGAAGACUGUAGUUUCCAAAUGGAAAACCGAAGCAGCUUCUGCUUUACAAGCCGCAUGGCGCCGCCGCAGCCAUCCUGAAAAGAAGAAUGAAAAGCCUUCCCAGUCGGCUUCAGAAAACAAAAACUAGCUAUCAUGCUGGUUAAGCUGCUUUUAGAAUAAAAAUUCAGAAGUUCCUGAUGUUGUUGUUGAAAAGCUAGUUCGCUAGUGAUAGAGUUGCUAGUUUUUUGAAAUUAGAUGAUGAACACAUUAGGCAAUAACCCCGGAAUGGGGACAAAAUAUUUGUUUUAAUUGCUUUGAAUAUUGUUUGUAAGAGCCUUUUAAAGCUUCAUUUUU